AUGGGCUUCCUCGACAGACUGAAGUGCUACGUACGCUACGCUACUGGUGAGUACUUCGACAGUGAAUCCGCCAACACUGCACCAAACACCUCAUACGAACACGAGCAGACCUCGGAAUCCGAAACCGACCUUCUCAUCCCUUAUGUCUCCGACGACGACGACGAUUCCGACGACGAAGCAAACUCCAACAACGACGCUGGAUCUUUCGGCCACUGCUGGCACUGCGAUGCCCCCUUACCUCUGCCCACUUCAGAUGAAACCAACGUCGACUGUCUCGAAUGUCAGUUUCCGAACUAA
Molecule: messenger RNA, 297 nt
Organism: Alternaria triticimaculans
Lineage: Eukaryota; Fungi; Ascomycota; Dothideomycetes; Pleosporales; Pleosporaceae
Exons: 2
Coding region: 1-297 (98 amino acids)
Source: RefSeq, a predicted model, not a curated record